AUGCUGCAGAGGGCAGGGAAGGCCCGGCCUUACACCAAACCCCUGGAUGGAGGCUGGGGAUGGAUGAUUACAUUUCAUUUCUUCCUGGUGAAUGUGUUUGUGAUGGGGAUGAUCAAGACGUUUGCAAUUUUCUUUGUGGUUUUCCAAGAAGAAUUUGAAAGCAGCUCCGAACAAACUGGCUGGAUUGGAUUCAUCAUGUCAUCAAUUAGUUAUUCUGGAGGUCUCCUGGGUGCCAUUAUUUGUGACAUAACCGGAGAGAAGACUGUCUCCCUUCUUGGGGCUCUCCUUAUUACUGGUGGAUAUCUGAUCAGCAGCUGGGCUACCAGCAUUCGCUUUCUUUGUGUGACUAUGGGACUUUUACCUGGUUUGGGUGCGGCUUUCUUGUACCAAACAGCUGCUGUGGCAACUACCAAAUACUUCAAAAAACGACUGGCUUUUUCUACAGCUAUUGCCCGUUCUGGGACGGGACUAACAUUUCUGUUUGCGCCUUUUGUAAAAGUCCUGAUAGAUCUGUAUGACUGGACAGGUGCCCUUAUACUCCUUGGAGCACUCAUGAUGAAUCUGGUGCCUUCCAGUAUGCUCUUAAGACCCAUCCACAUUGCAAGCGAGGACAAUUGUGAUGUUAAAAACAGAGGUAGCUGCUUGUCUACAAGUCACCCAGGGGCAGUGUGUGUGACAGAAAUGCCAUCCUGCAACGAGACACAAGAGGCCACCAUCAUCAGUGACAGCGCUCUGCAGAAGGCCGGACAACCUGGUACAAAUUUAAUAGUCUCGCAAAAUAAAAACACAGAGCUCAACGAUGAGCCUGAUGGAAACAGUGCAUUCCUAAUAACUAAUGAAGAACGCUAUGAGAAAGAGGCCAUUUCAUGGAGCCGUAAGCAAAAACUCUUUGACAUUUCCCCUCUAAAAAACCCCUUCUUCUACAUAUUUACCUGGUCUUUUCUCCUCAGUCAGUUGGCAUAUUUCAUCCCUACUUUUCACCUGGUAGCCAGAGCCAGAACACUGGGGAUUGACCUCAUGGAUGCCACCUUCCUCGUUUCAGUAGCUGGCAUCACUGAGGCUGUCAGUCUGAUAAUCACUGGAUGGGUUGCUGAUCAGGCCUGGAUCAAGAAGUAUCAUUACUACAAGUCUUACCUCAUCCUCUGCGGCAUCACUAACCUGCUUGCUCCUCUGGCCACCACGUUUCCACUACUUAUGACCUACACAGUCUUCUUUGCCGUCUUUGCUGGUGGUUACCUGGCAAUGAUAUUUCCUGUACUGGUUGAUUUGUCUGGAACUUCUAGAGUAUACAGUUUCUUGGGACUUGUUGCUUUCUUUGCUGGGAUGGUUAUCCUUUCUGGACCACCUAUAGCAGGCUUUUUAUAUGAUUACACACAGACCUACACCGGCUCCUUCUACUUCUCUGGCAUAUGCUAUCUCCUCUCUUCGGUCUCCUUUUUCUUUGUACCAUUGGCUGAGAGGUGGACAAACAGAUCCUGA
This is a messenger RNA of Hyaena hyaena (striped hyena), 1479 nucleotides long. It is a transcript of the gene SLC16A4, whose product is annotated as solute carrier family 16 member 4. Gene Ontology annotation, molecular function: monocarboxylic acid transmembrane transporter activity. Lineage: Eukaryota; Metazoa; Chordata; Mammalia; Carnivora; Hyaenidae. The transcript has 8 exons. Gene Ontology annotation, biological process: transmembrane transport; monocarboxylic acid transport. The coding region runs from base 1 to 1479 and encodes 492 amino acids. The record is from RefSeq and is a predicted model, not a curated record.